Messenger RNA from Anopheles bellator, 1461 nucleotides. RefSeq lists its product as uncharacterized. The transcript is spliced from 3 exons. The record is from RefSeq and is a predicted model, not a curated record. NCBI's taxonomy places the organism in Eukaryota, Metazoa, Arthropoda, Insecta, Diptera, Culicidae. The coding region runs from base 123 to 479 and encodes 118 amino acids.
UUGACCGAAAGCGUUCGUAGCGCACCGUGAGCAACGUGACCGCCAAGGACAGCCCAGGGAGCUCGUCCUGCCACAGGUGCCAACAGCCACCGUCUUCUGCCCGGCCGUUCCCGUGAGUUGCAAUGGCUGCAUCGGCGACAUUCUCGCGACAGGUCCUGUUCGCCCUGGCACUGCUGUGCGUCCUAAAGCUGGGCGCUGCUCGACCGCAAAAUGCAAUCGAUAAUCAGGAUCUGCCCGAGAUAAACCCGAGCGAACUGCGGAAGCUGUACUCGAACUACAACUCGUACGUCUCGAACCAGCUGGACAACUAUGGACUGGAUCCGUUGCAGCUGCAACUGUUGGCCCAGUACGCCCAGAGCAAUGCCAUCAGUGGCGGUGGCGGUGGCGGAUGGGACCAGCUGUACCGGGCGCCGGAAAUGAAGCGCCAAAUUCGGUACCGCCAGUGCUACUUUAAUCCCAUCUCCUGCUUCAAGAAGUAAGCGUUCCGGCCCCCUAUUCUAGGAAGUAAGAUCGCGAGCGGUGUGUUUGAGAAUGCUGCGUAACGUCGGUGGCGGUGGUCCGGACUGUCCCCAGCGGGUCCUUCACAUUUCCACCCCGCCAUCAAUGCCCCCCUCCUAGCACCCGGGGGGGAAAUACCGGGAACCCAACCUCCUCCCCGAUCUCCGAAGAUGCUGCUGGUGGGUUUGCCGAGGCUGAGCCUGCUGGUGACUGGAAGGAUGCGGAAGGAUCCGUCAUAUUUGUGGAUUAGAACAAAAAACACUAUAAGCACAAGAGAGAAAAAUUAUCAAAAAAAAAACACAAAAAACAUUCCUAGCAAAAACCCACAUACACGUAUAUUUGCGUGAGUGUGUGUUAAGUCUUCUCCGGCGAUCGGUUGCUGCUAGCCUAGUAUUGGAUGUGGACAGGGACUGGACGUUUAUUUGCAUGUUUAAACGCAAACCGAACAUAUUUUAUUGGGACUGCGCGCAUUUUGUGUGCGUGUUCGAGCAGGAAACAUAAAGAAAUCAUAAUCAUAAUGCGCCCAGCACGACGACCGCGCAUCCCAAAGCCCUAUUGCCAUGUUUCUCACCUCACUGUGAACCAUUGGAAAAUACAAUGAAUGAAUGUACUAACCCGUAACUGUUACCUAGUUGUCUCUUGCGAAAACCGAGCGGUGACCAAUGCUUACCAUUUUCUCCUCGUUCUCCUCGUUCGGCGACGGAAAAGGAUCAGACGGACAAGUCAGGAUGAUUGAAAGCGAUCCCUACAUAACCCUAUGAGCGUGGUGACGGCUCACGUUUCGAAGCGGAAGCCGAGCUUCCAGAAAGUUAGGAAUCAAACUAUAAUCGCACACAUGCAUACACACAGAAAGCAUGAUCGAACGACGCGACCGACCGGACCGACAGGAUCUUUUGAAUUCCCGAGAGCACAAGCAUUUAUGUUGCAUGCCGCAGACACAUAUAUUUAUCGCAAAUCUCAAUA